UGGGCGGCGGGCUCCCACCACCUAUUUUGUCUUGUUAAUCUCAUCCUCGCAUUGACCCAUCCGCAGCAAUAUGCGGCCGCGCGGGAGGUCCUCGGCCUUUGCAAGAAUUUCCACACAACUCCCUGUGCUCGGCUUUGGGAUUCUGUUUUCACUGGCGUUGGCGUCAUUGCAAAUCGGGUCACCGAACCGCAUAAAGACACGGGCGGCUACCUCCCUUGGUAUGACAUCUUAUUUACGGCGGGUGACUAUGAUGGCGGAGUGUUCAACCUUUCCGCCCUGGGACUUCAAUUUGCAUAUCCCCCCGGCUGUGUGAUUGCUGUCUGCGGGAAGCUGCUCAGGCAUUCUGUUCCAAUUGUCGAUGGCAAUAGAGUAUGCUCUGCUUUCUAUAUGAAGCAAGGAGUGCAAGUAUGGGCGGGGACAUGCCAACCAGAGUGGUCAAGGGGCCCAAAGACUGCUUAA
Molecule: messenger RNA, 459 nt
Organism: Coniophora puteana RWD-64-598 SS2
Lineage: Eukaryota; Fungi; Basidiomycota; Agaricomycetes; Boletales; Coniophoraceae
Exons: 1
Source: RefSeq, a predicted model, not a curated record